Molecule: messenger RNA, 3309 nt
Organism: Marmota flaviventris (yellow-bellied marmot)
Lineage: Eukaryota; Metazoa; Chordata; Mammalia; Rodentia; Sciuridae
Gene: Rem2
Product: RRAD and GEM like GTPase 2
Cellular component (GO): plasma membrane
Molecular function (GO): GTPase activity; GTP binding; calcium channel regulator activity
Source: RefSeq, a predicted model, not a curated record
AUCCUCCUGCCUCAGUCUCUUGAGUUACUAGGAUUACAGGCAUGUGCCACCACACCUGGCAGUUCUAAUCUACUACAGGAACACACAUGGACACAUUAAAAGUGUGAAUAAAAUAAGGACAAGCAGACUGUUGGUGAGGACUGAAGAGUCUAAUUAGUAAAAUGUACAAAUAUAUUAGAAGCUGAGGAGUAUUCCCUGCUUCCUUUAGAUCCUGUUCUCCAGACAAGUGAAGUGUCACUGCACUUCAUUCCCAAGAAUGUUAUUUGCCUCUUCUAUUGGAGAAGUCCUCCGAGGAUGACAAAAUGGAUUGUUCCCAAUAAUAGAAGAGAGUUGGAAUUUUUAAGACAAGGAAAGCAGCAUAGCAUAGAAAUGAAAAAAAUAGUCUUUGGCCUUGGAAAGCUCUGGGUGGAAUCCCAGUCACCCCUGCAUUAUUACUUUGGGGACAGGCCACCCACCUACCAUUAUGAGUCUUCAGGUCAGGAAGAGGAAGGGAGAUAAUGCAAAACUAUCUCUAGCAUAGCAUCUGGCAAAUAGAGGGUGAAGUUGGGGAGAGGAAAUCAGAAGGUGUAUUUGGGUUCUUGAGAGUGUCCAGAAGAAAGGGGACAAGAGUCGAAACCUGAAGGGAAAAGAAGCUGGGCACAAAAGGGACAGUAAGGAGCUGCCUACAUAGGUAGACACCAUUCAUUCUGGUAUCUUUUUUUACCUGCUCUGAUUAACACUGGCUGGGUGGGCCUGGUUGGGAGAGAGAUGAGGUAAAGGAAGAAGCCUCUACAAUGGUUUGCACCUACCUGAAACUAGUGACAAAAAAGAAGAAGAAGAAGAAGCUGCCCAAACAAAGCAGCUUUUCUUACAGAUCCCCCAUCUGCCUAAGGCCACACUUGGAAAUGGGUACUUUUAUGGCUCUCAGCCCAGAAGAGGCAGAGUGGAAGAGGAGACAGUGGUGGGGUGGAUGGCCCACUGCCCCUGCAUCUCUUUUGGUAUAUUUUUCUUUUGUCUUUCAGAUCAGCUUAUUGUCUUUUUGCCUCUCAUCCUUCUUUUCAACCACUGAGCACCCAUUCUGGGGCUACAUGCUGGGAUAGGGGGCUGGAAACAGACACAAAUGAUACAUAGUUUUCAUUCUGACACUUGGAGAAAAAGACCUUUCCUACCCUGGGAAUCUGCCUUCUGCCAUUCUCAGCUCCCUUGCCCACGGGACCUGCCCCCACCCCACCUCUCUGAAUCUCCAUCUCAUCCGCCCCUCUGACUUUGUUCUUUCACGCCUUAACCAGGCUCAUGGUGAGUAUGCUCCCAGAGGGAAGUGACACAAAGAAAAGGGAGGGGGGCAGAAGGAGGGAAUCCCGCUGACAUCACUGCUCAUUAGCAUAUGUGACCUCAUCAGGGGGCGGGACAAUUUCCCCAGGUGUCUAGGGGGAGGACUUGUGGGGGGGGGUGGUAUUUAAAGGGAAAAGCUGACAGUGCUGCUGAGUGAGGGAGCGGGUGCUGCAAGCUGCUGGGCUGCACUUGCACGCACACACGCGCAUGUACACGGACCCCGAUACCGACAUGGACAUGGAUACAGAAAACACAGCACUUUGUCCCUCCGACAGCUGCCAGGCCUCCCCAUCAGGGACACCUACACCAGAAACAGAUGCCACACUUCUGAAGAAGCCAGAGAAACUGUUGGCAGGGUUGGACCAGAGUGGGCCACCCCCUGUCCCUGGGGUCCCCAGACGAAGAGGCAGUAUGCCUGUGCCCUACAAGCACCAGCUAUGUAGGGCACAGGCUGUAGAUGAACUUGACUGGCCGCCUCAGGCCUCAUCUUCUGGUUCCUCUGACUCCUUGGGCUCAGGAGAGGCAGCCCCUGCCCAAAAGGAUGGCAUCUUCAAGGUCAUGCUAGUAGGGGAGAGUGGCGUAGGCAAAAGCACCCUUGCAGGCACUUUCGGUGGUCUCCAGGGAGACAGUGCUCAUGAGCCGGAGAAUGCAGAGGACACCUAUGAGAGACGAAUUAUGGUGGAUAAGGAGGAAGUAACUUUAGUUGUUUAUGACAUCUGGGAACAGGGAGAUGCUGGGGGGUGGCUGCGGGACCACUGCCUUCAGACGGGGGACGCCUUUCUCAUCGUCUUCUCAGUCACGGAUAGACGAAGCUUCUCCAAAGUUCCAGAGACCUUACUUCGGCUCCGAGCUGGGAGGCCCCAUCACGACCUACCUGUCAUCCUGGUUGGAAACAAGAGUGACCUGGCCCGCUCCCGGGAGGUAUCACUGGAGGAGGGGCGCCACCUGGCCGGAACGCUGAGCUGCAAGCACAUCGAGACGUCGGCAGCGCUUCACCAUAACACGCGGGAGCUCUUCGAGGGCGCCGUUCGCCAGAUCCGGCUGCGGAGGGGCCACGGUCGCACAGGAGGCCAGCGGCACGAGUCGGGCAGCCCUGAAGGCCCCGCGCCGUCUGCGCGCCGCGAGAGCCUCACCAAGAAGGCCAAGCGCUUCCUGGCCAACCUAGUGCCGCGCAACGCUAAGUUCUUCAAGCAGCGGUCCAGGUCAUGUCACGACCUUUCUGUGCUCUGAGCCAAGGUCUCCACAGCCGCUGCGGUCGCCAUGGCCACGGCGCCCUCCGCUCGCCCCCUCGCCCCGCCCCCGUCCGGCUUCCUUUGUGGAAGCCGUCUAGGAAACCAAAAAUUCCCAGGAUGCCCUGGUGUGACCACGGGGGAAGGGCCGGUGGGCGUCAUCUCCACCCAGCUCCAGGUACCGUGCGUUCGCGGGGCAGCUCGCCUUCUAGCGCCGGACGCAGACCACGAGCCGAAGGACUCUCCCGCUACGGCCGCGGGCGGGGCGGGUUUGGGAGGGUCAAGAAAGAAAACAGUCCUGCAAGGUAUUUUGCUUUUAUUAAGUCGCGCGUGGCCACCUCUUCUGUAGAGAUUCUAGACAAGAGAACUGGAAAAGUGUUUUGUAGACUCCUAGACGGAGUUGGACCUCCUUUGUAUGCUGAACAUGCUUCACCUUUAAGAGUCUUAAAGACUGGAAGAGGCCCUUUUCUAGAGACUUCCGAAAAAAUGUUCUGGCUUUUAUCUGCCAUACUGGUGCACAUUGCCCUUAAGAAGUUCUUAAAGGCAAGGGCCUGGAAGUGCUAUUCUCGAUAGUUGAUUCGGUGAUUUACCAUUGCCACCGAGGCACUUCACCUUUAAGAUUCUUAAAGGUAAAGUGUGGACAGAUUUUCUUCUGCCUUCAGAUCCCGGAAUGAAGAAGCUGUGGCAACCCCUUUGGCCAGCCUGGCCGAGGAGGCACUAGAAAAAGGCCACCCUUUCCCUUUUCAAUAAAGGAAUUUUGUAUUGCAUC